AUGUAUGCCUGUAUUGAGUGUGGCACAAAGUCGGAGCAUCUGUUUAUGAAGAGCUCGACAACACAGCAGAUUUGUAAAUGUGGGUCAUGUGGGAAAAGAAUGGACAGGUACUUUGAGGUAAACAACUUGAUCAAGCUAAUUGAUCUUCUGCUGCUCAAAAGACGAGUUUUUAGACACUAUCUGUUUAACAACACAAGUAUGCUUGAGAACAAUGGAGUUCAUUGCUUGGCUAUGCUUGGUUUAUUGAUGGUCAAAUCUGUUAUGAUGUCUAUCACUGAGGAUGGUGAGAUACCAAGAUUUUUGUGUGCAGCAGACUGGCAUGAGAAGCUAUUCAUGGCAAAGGAAGUGAUGAAAGCUUGCAAAAUAAUGAUUGCAGAGUUUGUUGAGCUUGUGAUGCUAAUUGGAAUGCUGAUGUGUCUGUUUGGCAAGCAUACCGGAUUUGUGACGUUGUCGAAGGCAGUAGUAUUCUCAAGCUUCUACUGCUUGUUUGUCCUUGUUAUGGUGAUGUGGAAUUAUAAGCCUCGGGAGUACCUGAUUGUGAUAGACUUUAUAUGCAUGAUCUGUAACUCAAUUGUGAUAUCUGAAGUGGUGGGAUUGAAUAAUGAAACUGCUAUCGCGAGUUUUUGCUGCUGUCGAUUUGCAUCGAAAAUUAUUUGCAAAGCAUUGUAUAAAGUUAUUAUAUAA
Messenger RNA from Ordospora colligata OC4, 684 nucleotides. RefSeq lists its product as uncharacterized. The record is from RefSeq and is a predicted model, not a curated record. NCBI's taxonomy places the organism in Eukaryota, Fungi, Microsporidia, Ordosporidae. Gene Ontology annotation, cellular component: cortical endoplasmic reticulum; Golgi apparatus. The transcript has a single exon. Bases 1 to 684 code for a protein of 227 amino acids. Gene Ontology annotation, biological process: sphingolipid metabolic process; intracellular sterol transport; sterol metabolic process.